Penicillium oxalicum is the source of this 345-nucleotide messenger RNA. RefSeq lists its product as uncharacterized. Lineage: Eukaryota; Fungi; Ascomycota; Eurotiomycetes; Eurotiales; Aspergillaceae. The transcript has 2 exons. Bases 1 to 345 code for a protein of 114 amino acids. The record is from RefSeq and is a predicted model, not a curated record.
AUGUCCGAUUUGAUCUUCGAGCCACGACUGAAGAUUUAUUCUGCUAGGAUCGACAGAAAUACCUACAGUAUAGUGGCCGAAGUUGAAACUGAAGCAUUUGUGACUUUUUUGGCCUGUCUUGACAGCCGAGGCCCAAAAUUCACUGUUGGAAUGGCUCAACCAAAUCCUGCGAGGGAUGGGACCAAGUUCCGCUAUCCACAUAUGUCUUGGCUGGACACUGACGUGCAGCACGGACUUUUGAAAAUGGAUCGUGGAUGGGAGGCAUUGACUGCUGCAGGAAAUAUGGCGAAACGUGCGAAACUCCGCGAAUCUGUAAGAGUGGGGCGGGGACACAAGCAAUCUUGA